Messenger RNA from Frankliniella occidentalis (western flower thrips), 943 nucleotides. Its product is annotated as putative trypsin-6. The transcript is spliced from 6 exons. Lineage: Eukaryota; Metazoa; Arthropoda; Insecta; Thysanoptera; Thripidae. Gene Ontology annotation, biological process: proteolysis. Bases 120 to 887 code for a protein of 255 amino acids. Gene Ontology annotation, molecular function: serine-type endopeptidase activity. The record is from RefSeq and is a predicted model, not a curated record.
CACUCACAGAGAUUGGACACGGUACUCUUAACGCUCCGAGUAGUCUUGGAGUUCGCGGAAAGCUUUAAAAGUCAUGUACUUUUGCACUACUGUCAAACGGCUCGAUUACAGGCUACGCAAUGGGCAGUGCGUCAGCUCUUGGUGCUCAUAUCAUCUUGGGUUUUGGCCUCCUAGAGGCCUUAUCACCAGCCAUUGUCAGUGCCACUACAGAUAUUGAUCCCCAGACCGCAGUUAAGAGCAAUCUUCUUUUCUUGGUUGAAAUACAGAAAACUGAUAAUUCUGGUGCUGAAAUAAGAAGUUGCACCGGCGCUCUAAUAUCACCUCUGGAUGUCAUAACUGCGGGUGAUUGCGUUGAUGUCGCUAAUGCCUCCAACGUAAACGUGUUAACCGGCGCGCUUCUUGGGCAGGGCUCCCGCGUCGUGCACGCAGCCCAAACCGUCAUGAGGCACCCAAAGUACGUGAUCGUGAAUGGCGCAGCGAACGUCAAUUUUAACUUUGACGUGUCCCUGGUUCGACUGAAGGAAGCCUUGGUACUCGGAACGCAGGCGAGCACCAUUGCACUCACCAGCCCGGGAGCCAGGGCAGCUGUUGGUGCAAACAUAACUGUAGCGGGAUUUGGAAUCUACGAUUGGGGAGAGGACGAUAACGGGAAACCCAGACUAAAGCAAGGACAAAUUAUGAACAGUGUAGUUUGUGGCAAUCAAAUGUUGGCCAAUAUAACUCCUGAGGAAUUUUGCGUGUCGAACCCUCCUGACAAUGGCAACUCAGGAUGUCCAGCGUUCAUCGGGAAUGUUCUUUAUGGGAUCAUGUCAUGGGGAAGUACAGUGUUCGUGGACGUCGCCGAGCCAGAAAUCAACACAUUUAUUAGCAUGAAUAUUAAAGUAUAACCGGGGAAUUUUGUUGAACUAAUAAACACUUCAAAUAUAAUGUACUUGUUCUAAGA